Molecule: messenger RNA, 2180 nt
Organism: Carassius carassius (crucian carp)
Lineage: Eukaryota; Metazoa; Chordata; Actinopteri; Cypriniformes; Cyprinidae
Product: ADP-ribosylation factor-like protein 4C
Exons: 1
Coding region: 579-1157 (192 amino acids)
Biological process (GO): endocytic recycling; intracellular protein transport
Cellular component (GO): cytoplasm
Molecular function (GO): GTPase activity; GTP binding
Source: RefSeq, a predicted model, not a curated record
AGAUUUGUAUUCCUCAUGCACACGCACAGACAGCAGCAGCAGCAGCGCUUCAGUUUGAGGCAGAGCACAGCGGGGAAACCUCCAUCUACUCUCACUGACGGCUUGUUUUUAUCACCACUGAGGAAACGCCUCGCUCCUUGACCUUACUGUCUCUGAUUUAUGCUGCGUGGGGAAGAAAUCUGAUCGGGCUCUUCGUAAAACAUACAGAGGAGACAAACGGUGGUCUGCAGUCUGCAGCACAACAUAUCAUCUGAAAACCGGAGGAGAACCCAACGCCCUUCCCAGACCGACCAUGCAUACCUGCCUGGGUUGAUGUGUAAUGGAGAUCAAGAAUGCCUGUAUGGUUUCGCGUAGAUAAGUAUGGAUCAUUGACACAUUGAGGUGCCUCUCCUGUGCAUGUUUUUUGGAUCGCUUUACGGGAUCUUAACCUGGUGGAUUUUCCUUCAGUCUCCAAGUCAUCGAAUUUGAAAGCUAAAUAACCAAUGAAUCGGGAGCCUGGAAGCCUCAAGCUGGUCUUCAGAUGCUUGUAGAUUCAAGGUUGCUAUGUGAUUUAUUAAUUGUUAUACAUUCAUCAUAAAAUGGGGAACGGUUUCUCCAACAUUGCUGCAUUCCAGUCCCUGCACAUUGUGAUGCUGGGAUUGGAUUCGGCCGGUAAAACCACUGUACUGUAUCGGUUAAAGUUCAACGAAUUCGUCAACACCGUUCCAACCAUUGGCUUCAACACUGAGAAGAUCAGACUCAGCAAUGGCACCGCCAAAGGCAUCAGCUGUCACUUCUGGGACGUCGGUGGCCAGGAGAAGUUAAGACCCUUGUGGAAAUCCUACAGCCGCUGUACGGACGGUAUUAUUUACGUGGUGGACUCCGUAGAUGUCGACCGACUUGAGGAAGCCAAGACGGAGCUGCAUAAAGUCACCAAAUUCGCGGAGAAUCAAGGAACUCCUCUGCUGGUGAUCGCCAAUAAGCAGGACCUCCCUAAAUCCCUGAUGGUCACCGAGAUCGAGAAACACCUGGCCCUCCAUGAACUGAGUCCCUCCACCACGUACCACGUCCAGCCGGCCUGCGCCAUCAUUGGCGAGGGUCUCCAUGAAGGGAUGGACAAACUAUAUGAGAUGAUCGUCAAACGAAGGAAAUCGCUUAAACAGAAGAAGAAACGAUAGACAAUUACAGAUUUGUAGAGACUUUAAAGGGAUAGUUCACCCAAAAAUGACAACUCUGUCAUCAUUUACUAAUCUCAUGUUGUUUCAAACCUGUGUGCCUCACCUUCUUCUGUUUUUGUCCAUACAAUGAAGGUCAAUGGGGUCCAAAACUAUUUGAACACCACUGACUUUCACUGAACAAAAUCAUGAAAAAAAAUACAAUAAAAUCCUCUUUUUGUGUAUUGUAGUAAAAGGAAAUUUGUACAGGUUUGGGAUGACAUGAAGGUGAUUGGAUGAUGACAGAAUUGCAAUUUUUGGGUGAACUAAAUGUUGCCAUUAAAGACAUGAUGGGUUUUGCCUUGGUGGGCAGGAUUUGGUAACACUUUACAGUAACUUUCAAGAAUAUCAAAAUGCUCAACAGAUCAUUAAUCAAUGUACAUUUAUAGUGUCUGAAACAUUCAUAAAUAUUAAUGUUUGAUUCUACUCGAACUCUUGAUCUGUUCAAAAAGGUAGCUUAAAUAAAAAGACGAAAUAAAUGAUAAAGAGUAAAUUAAAGUAAUAAUUGCUUGUUUUGCAACAUAGCAACUUUGCCUCAACCAAUGGCGUAAUUGCUACGGAAAACAAUCAUUAUUUCUGCAUUCGGUUUUGGUGCUGCUUGUUGCGCAGAAAUUACACACUUUAAGCAUGUUUCUUAUUGAAGUUAUUCUUGAAAGUUACUAUUAAGUGUUACUCUGGAUAAAAAAGUGCUUAAAUAAUAUGCUUACAUAUAGAACCAAAAACGUAAAUAGCAAAAAAAAAACAAAAAAAAAAAAAACGGAGAACUAGUCAAUAAUUUAAAAUGCAUUAAAGUAAGAGAAAAAAAAAUGGGCCGGACCCAUGUUGCUGCUUGAAAUUAACUCCAUAAAUAUCGAUAAUAAUCGUAAUCGCCUGUGCUUUUAAGAAACCCUGUAUGAAGAUUACUUUUGUUAUGAAAUCAUUCCUUAAACUGAAUGCCCACAAGCACCUGUAUGUGAAUUUAAAUGAUUAAAAUGAUUAUUUUGUACA